Molecule: messenger RNA, 1874 nt
Organism: Carassius auratus (goldfish)
Lineage: Eukaryota; Metazoa; Chordata; Actinopteri; Cypriniformes; Cyprinidae
Product: chemokine XC receptor 1-like
Exons: 2
Coding region: 350-1264 (304 amino acids)
Biological process (GO): G protein-coupled receptor signaling pathway; immune response; positive regulation of cytosolic calcium ion concentration
Cellular component (GO): external side of plasma membrane; membrane
Molecular function (GO): C-C chemokine receptor activity; C-C chemokine binding
Source: RefSeq, a predicted model, not a curated record
ACAAAGCCACUUCAGCUUCCUUUCAGCAUGUGAGAUGAAAGGAUUCCGAGUCUGAGGUUUGAGGGAGGAUGUAUGAUAUUUAUCUAUCAUACAAACAUCUCUCAGAAAUCACCAGAACAAUAACGCUGCCCUUUUGAGAUUCACUAAUAUGGUACAUUCAUACAAACUGCAGUUAGCAUAGUUGGUUGAUCUAAAAAAUAUAUUUCAUUUUAUACUAGAGAUUGUGGUUGUCUGCCGUGAUCAGUUAGUGAGUUAUGAUCAUCAUUGUGCUCUACAGGAUCAUCAAGAAUUCAGCAAAGACCUGAACCUGGUCUGAUCUGUUCUGGCCAGUUUGUGACUGCGGCACAACAUGACUGAGGACAUUUACAACUACACCGAUUACUAUGAAGACCAGUUGUGUCGCAAAGAGGAGGUGGUAAAGGUUGGAUCUAUUGUCAUUCCAUUCUUUUUCACAGCACUGGUUGUAUUGAGCUGCAUCGGCAACAUCUUCGUUCUGGUUUUCAUUGCACUCUGCAAAAAGUUCAGGUGCCUGACCAAAGUCUUCAUCCUCAAUUUAGCUGUGUCAGAUCUGCUGUUCACUAUUGGACUUCCAUUCUGGGCCUCGUACUAUGUCUGGGGUUGGACAUUUGGAGAUGCUGGCUGUAAAGCUGUGAAGUUUCUCUUCUAUUUGGGCUUUUACAGCAGCGUGUUUUUCUUGACUCUAAUGACCGUUCAGCGUUACAUGGCAGUGGUUCAUCCUCUGUCCGACUGGGAGAGAUCCAGAGGCCUUUCUUUAUCUCCUUAUAUCGUUUGGAUCCUGAGUUUAACGGUUGCACUGCUCGGUUCACUUCAAAGUGAAGUCAUGAUAGAAUCUGGCAGCCUAUACUGUGAAUAUGGCAGCAUUAAAUGGAAAACCGGCAUUGCUUAUUUUCAAAAUGCUUUUUUCUUCAUUGGAUUUGUGAUCAUGGGUUACUGCUGUGGCAGAAUGCUUCGGACGAUCUCAAAAUCACGGACUAAGAAGAAACACAAGGUUAGACUAAUAUUUUUUAUCGUGCUGGUGUUUUUUAUCGGUUGGGCUCCAUAUAACAUUGUCAUGUUCUUAAAAUCUUUGACAAUCCAUCCAUUCACAGACUGUGAAGUAAGCAUAAGACUUGACUAUGCAUAUUAUUCUUGUCGAAUGUUAGCUUUCUCCCACUGUUGCAUAAACCCAGUGAUUUUUGUUUUUGCAGAUGCAAAGUUUUUUAAGAAUUUCAAGGAGGUUUUGUUUUGUGUAAAGUAUGAAUAAAUAUACAUUUUUAUUUUUGUUACAAACAAUAUAAUAGGAACUUUUUUUUUAAUAAUUCAUAUUUUUGUGUGAAUUAUUAAUUAAAAAAUUUGUAAGAUAACAAUGAAGAUUGAAGUAUCUGUUUGCACAUGGGGUCAACAUAUUAAACUAAAUACAAAGAACACCUGAAAACAAAAAUGUUCAGUGCUAUAUAUCUGUUUAAAAGCAUGUUCUAAUUUGAAUGCACAAGAGUAACAAGGCAAUAUUUCAAGGAAAAUAUGUUUUGAAUGAAGUGUUGUAAACUUCUCGGAUACUCCCACCUAAAAUUACUGUAAAAUAAACCAUGACAACUGUUAGCGAAAAUGCAGAUUAUGCAGUUUUGUUUUUAUGCAGUGAAAUAUGUCAAAUGUAACCAUGACCGGAAGUUGACUGCUUUUCUUUCACGUGACAAAGUGUAAAUUGUGGUCUGUGGAAGGAAGCACAGCAUCAUCAUUGACCUAUUUAAACAGGAAAAUGGAAGAUUUGAGAACAUACCAAACUUAUUUCUUGCAUCUAAUUUUUAGACAGGUAAAUAUUAGUAUGUUUUUAGAAUACAUACUGAACAUGAGAUGCCAAGAUCUUAUCACUUUUA